AUGAAGCUCCCCUUCGGAAGGCAGAGCUGGUCCAACACCGACAACCCCAGGCAUGCUCCUGUCAUCCUGGACACAGGGGACCACCGUCACAAGGACCGGCAUUCAUCUAGGACUGAUCGCUCGUCGGCAAAUGCCGGCCCCGUGAUUCUGUCAGCAGAAGUAGGCGUGGCAGGCCGCAACAUCUACCCAGUGGCAGAUGAAGAGGAGCAGACGCAGAAGGAUGCAAGAGAGGCAGAGAACUUCAAGGACGCGCAAGCAAUGCACCUUGUGUACAGCGCGUGCGGAGAGACAGUCAAAUCCGAGUUUUUCAUGUCGCUCAAGUCUCUGUACCUCUUUGCCGUCAGCGGCUUUGUGCGCGAGCCGGCCUACUACCACAUCCACGUGCUGUCAGAUGGGGCGGUCUCAAAAGAAGAUCUGGCUUCCCUCCGCCCGUUGUCAAACUUCAAGGCCUCAGUGCACCCAAAAUUCCCGGGCGCCACUACGCUUUUCAAGCUCUGCUCAACCGAGCGCAUGUACCUGCACCAGCAUGCCGACUUCAAGGAUUUAGACAAGGUGAUCUAUGUGGACACAGACACACUGUGGCUGGAUGAUGCUGUCUUCUGGUGGACACAUUUCAAGCACGUGGGAACAAUGCGCGCUGCGUUUGGCCUUGCCGAGAAUGCCGGCAGCGGCAACGGGAGCUGGUAUAUCAAUGCUCCCAUCCCACACCACGGUGAGCGCGGCGUGAAUGCCGGAACAAUGAUGGCUUCCUUGGCGGCAAUCCGCGCGUCAAACUUUACGGCUGAGCGCGAUGCAAUAAUCGCGAAUUAUUUGCCGCUGAACCAGCUGCCCUUAGGAGACCAAGACGUCCUCAACAUCUACGGCCAUGACCACCCCGACCAAAUCUAUGUCAUGCCUUGCAUCUUCAAUUUCAGGUUUGAUGCCGGAUGCCAAGAGGGCCAACCGGUGGUGCUCCAUGGCAACCGAGCAUUGAAGAACAAUCCAAGCUCCUCCUACAACCACCUGUACACAUUCUUCUCGAAGAUAGGUGUAGCCAAUCCUGCAUCUGUCAGCAGCAACACCAGCUUGGAAGCUUUUUGA
Coccomyxa subellipsoidea C-169 is the source of this 1080-nucleotide messenger RNA. RefSeq lists its product as hypothetical. NCBI's taxonomy places the organism in Eukaryota, Viridiplantae, Chlorophyta, Trebouxiophyceae, Coccomyxaceae. The coding region runs from base 1 to 1080 and encodes 359 amino acids. The record is from RefSeq and is a predicted model, not a curated record. Gene Ontology annotation, biological process: protein O-linked glycosylation via N-acetylgalactosamine. Gene Ontology annotation, molecular function: UDP-xylosyltransferase activity. The transcript is spliced from 6 exons.